AUGGAAACCAUCUUCUGCUCCUCCUGGCCAAAGCUUGCUAUGCCUCACACCUACCUCCAGCAAAGGGAUGCGUCACUGAUGGAGUCUGAAGAAACCGGUGAGGGAGGUACCACUUCCCCAGAAGCCAGCAGUGCCACUGGGGAAGCUUGGGAUUCUACAGCCAUCGAAAGAGAGCAUCAUGCCCCUCGCACAUCAGCUGAAAUGAGCACCAGCCCGUCUGACUCUGCAAAGGAAGCAGAGCUCAGCACUCCGGAGGACUGCAUUUCUGCUCCAGGGAAAGCAGCAGAGAUGCUGGGCAGACCUUCUAACCCUGUGCAAAAAGUGCCAGCAGGACUGGAACAAGAGCAAGGUGAUGCAGAGCCUCAGAGGGGACUCUCAGAAUUGGAAGGAGAAAUGCUUUUAGAAGAGGGUGGACUGGACUGUUCUCUGAAACUUAAGCAAGUAGAGCUGGUUGACCUGGAAAGCAACCAGGACUCUUCCUCUCUCAGCACAGUCCAGGAUGGGCCAGGCCCUGGCAACGCCAUCCUGCAGGCUGUGGAUCUCAGCACUGAGUUUCCUCAGUGCCAGGCAGAACUGGCUUUUUAUGGCUCAGACCCUCAGGCCCAGCAUCCGAAAUCUCCUUUGGCAUCAGCCAUUUCCUCUCAGAGAGAGACACCUAAAUGCUUCUUGGUAUAUAAAACUGUUUCAGAGGGGCAUUAUAAGGCUGAGCCGUUUCUGGAUAAGAUCUCCACGGAUUCUUUGCAGGAGGUUGAUACUGGUGCAGAGCAGAAGCAAAGCAGCAAAAAAGUGGCACCAGCAACUGAUAAGCAGCCUACCUCGGAGGAAGCAGUAGAGGACACAGCUAAACCUUACACUUCUGAAGACGCUAAGGAAAGUGUAAGAGCACUCCAGGGUUUGGAAGAGAAUACAGAGUCUUCCUCUUCCCAUCAAUUGUCUUCCACAUUAACCGAUGACAGCCAAAUAAGUUCACUACAAGCAGAAGGAAACAUCUCAGCUGGUGAAGCAAGGAAUAGCAGCAUGGUCAAAGACCAGGCAACAGUAGUGGUUCCUAAAGAAAACUCAUCCGCUUCCAAAUGCCUUCAUCUUGAAGACGAUCACAGAAAAACAGAGGGCAGACCUGCCUCUCCAGCAGAGACUACCUUCCAAGUAAAGGAUACUGCUAAAAACAUUGAAGUGAAUACUUCACAGCGUAAGGAGCCAGCACAGGAGGAGGCAGCGUCUGAACUUCAGCAGGAAGAAGAGAAGAAAGAGUGCAAAGAGCAGAAUCUGCCAGAAGAAGGAAAACCUUUGGAGCCCAAAGAUCAGAAAAACAAGGAACGAAAUGAGCAGGAACAACAACUGCAAAGGGAAGAGCUUAAACUGGAGGCUCCAGCAUCAGCUUUCGGGUCAGAGAUAUCUUCUGUUCCCAGGCAUAACGUGGACUUGUGUGGUUUGGAGAAUGGUUUUUUGGCUGAGCAAACAGGAUCAGCAUUUCUUCUUGGGGAACCUGUCUCUGUGGAGCAGCAUCCUGCUGAGGACGUACUGCUGAAAGCUCACAUCACAGAAGCAGGUUUUGGAUGUCAGCCACCCGCUGUCAGCCCUCUGUGCUCAAAUAACCCAAACCCAGUGGGUGAAACUCCAGUGGUGCCUCCACACACAUGCCAUAUCUCUGACCCGGCAGAAGACCUAGAAGACUCUGGCCGCUUUUCCAUCGGUGGUCAGGAUAUUGGAGAAGCUGACUGGGAUGACAGGACAAGACUGGGCAGGGAGGAUGAGCACAGUGAUGGGCAUGAAAAUGCUGUCCAGAGGUCUGAUAAAAGAGAUGGAUCACUCCAUGGAGGAGUGGCCGCACCUUCUAGCGCAGAGAACCCACAGGCUUCUGUUCCAGCACACCCUUCCUCUGCUACCAAGAACUUGGAGCCACCUGAUCCCACAGAUCCUCAUCCCAUAACAGAAAAUUUGGGAAAAGCUGAGCUUCAGGACAUCAUUCCAGCUUUACCCUCAGAGCUCCCCUCUGUGGCUUCAACAGCUGGCCCACAGCAAGAGGGUGCUAGUGGAACAGCCUCUGUGACCACUGAGGACUGUCCUGGCGCCAGCCUGAACAAACUGCUAGACUCUGUAGAGAAACCAGCCGACCAAGCUGCUUCUGUACGAGUGCGGGACCCAACGUCAGGGGAAACUGCUAUCGCAAGUACUGAUCCAGGGGAGGCCAACGCUUCCCAUGAACUCCUUACUUCUGAAGAAGGCUUUCAUGAAGACCUUAGAGGCCCAUCUUCUUGCUCUGUAAUAUACACAAGCUGUCUUCCACUAGAGGGGAGUCUUCCUGAGGGUAGGAGGACUGUGGCUAUCAUUGGAGGGCCUCUGGAGCCACCCCAAACACCAGGCAGGACUUCCACUCCCCUGAACCACCCAGAGACAAUUCAGCAAAAGCCCCCAGAAAAAAGUGCCAUUAUCCGAGGAAAAGAAAUGGGAGCAAAUGUGGAUCAUGAUGCACAACAAACGCCUCUACUUGAUCAGUCUGACUGCAGUUUAAACCAAAAAGAGCCUGGAUCCAGAAUCUCCAGUGUCCUGAGCACCCUAACUUGGCCCUCUGAAGAAGAUAUGAUCCUUGCCGUGAACCAGCAAGAACAACCUCUCUCCCCUGCGUCCCACUCAAGCCUACCUCUGGUGUCUGAGCGUGAUGCCAAACAGCUUCCUCAUCCUCCUUCCCAUGUCCAAAGCCCCAGUCAAGCUCAGGCCCCUGCACUUAAUGCAAAUCACCUUGCUCAACCUCCAGCCCUUGAACCCCUCCAGCUGGCUCCUGUACCCUACUCCAGGCCACAUCUCAACUGUGGCAUGGACAACAAGAAGUUACUAGCCAUUCACCCUACUAUAAGCCAUCCUCUCCGGACUGCUGCCUCUGUGUCUGAUUCUAACACUUUGGCCUCUGCUUCUUAUGGAGAAGGUGUGGCAGAGAAAGAUGACCUUGUUCCAGUAACUAGAGAGUGGGAUCUCGGUGACUCAGGUACCCAUGAUACAGAGACUUCUGACGACUCGGGGGUCAGUUUGCUGGGCAAAAGCUUUUCUGCUGUUGGAAAUGAAGCAUUGGCUGGCUGCUCUGACACCAGCCCUGAAGCAGCGGACCAGCACAUGGAUAUACAGUGUGGAAAAUCCUCACCUGACCACCCUUCUUGGCCCUCGCUGGCAGGCCUGAUAACAUCCACAGACUCCAAGAGCAGAGACUCUGCACAGCCACUUCCAAUGCUAGCAUUCACCAAUCCAAUCCACUUCCUCCAGCUCAGCCCUCCAUCACCGCCAACCACCAGAAAGACCUGCCAAGAGGAGGAGGUCUCAGGGGAGCUGCGAUGGGAGCAACAGGCAGGCAUCUUUGGCGUGGACACAAAGAACAUCCAAGCGCCAUCGGCAAUCACAGAGAAAACAGAAGGUGAGAGGAGGGUCAAGCAAAGGCUGGAAGGAGAAGGAGGAGAACACCACUUAGUAGCUCAGCGAAAGGAGGAAAUGCCCAGACAUUCACCCUUGGAAAAAUCAUCAAGUUGGCCAGACAAAAAAACGAUCAGGGUAGUUGCACAGGAGCCAGCAGCCAAUCAAGAAAACACAAUUAAGCGCCGAGUGAAAAGCAAGGACUGGCACCGUCAGGGCCUGAAGAGGACAUCAGUACCACCAGACAUCUUGCAGGGAAUUCCUUCUGUUCCUUCAGAGGAAGAAGCUCACAAGGCACACAGGGAACCACCAGUCAGUUCAGAAACAGUUAUAUUGCGAGAGAAGAAACCUGCAGAUGCAAUGGAGAACUUCAAACGCCGGCACUCCAAACUGAUCAACUCCUCAAGAUUGCUGUAUCAGGAGUACAGUGAUGUGGUUCUGAACAAGGCCAUUCAAAGCCAGAAGAGAGUGGAUUCCUUCGCAGAGGAUAUAGAGUCAAGUUUCCCAAGCUCCCCAAGGCUGCGGAGGAAAGUGCUGUCUCCCCAGGACUCAUAUUUGCAACGUCUAUCAGUCUCAUCUAAUGCGUCCCUCUGGCAGGACAUCCCCAUGAUACGGGGCAGCAGAAUGCUACUCAAUAUGUCCCGUGAUGAGCAGAAGCUGCAAGAGGCCAAGUUUGAGUUGAUAAUGUCUGAGGCUUCAUACCUGCGCAGUUUAAAUGUGGCAGUGGAUCACUUCCAGCGAUCGGCAGAGCUCCAGGCAAUGCUCACCAAUCAAGAGCGUCAGUGGCUCUUCUCCCGCCUUCAUGAUGUACGCGAUGUCAGUGCCAGUUUCCUCUUUGACUUGGAGGAGAAAUUUGAGGAGGACAUAUUCACCUUCCACGUGUGUGAUGUGGCUCUGAAACAUGCCCCCGAGUUCCGCAGGGUGUAUCUACCAUAUGUAACAAACCAGACAUAUCAGGAACAAACCUUCCAGCGGUUACUAAAUGGAAAUGCAGGGUUCCAGCAAGUCCUGGAGAGACUGGAAAGUGAUCCAGUAUGCCAGCGCCUCUCACUUAAAUCCUUCCUCAUCCUCCCUUUCCAGCGCAUCACUCGACUCAAACUCCUCCUACAGAAUAUCCUGAAGAGAACUCGGCCAGGGUCUGAGGAGGAAGUGCAAGCAACACAGGCCUACGACGCACUUGAAAAGCUCAUCAAGGAUUGCAAUGAAAAUGUCCAGCGCAUGAAGAGCACUGAAGAGCUGAUCUACCUCAGCCAGAAGAUUGAAUUUGAGUGCAAGAUAUUCCCACUCAUCUCACAGUCGAGGCGACUUGUGAAGUGUGGUGAGUUGACAGCACUGGACUUCAACACUCUGAGUCCAAAAUGGAAAGUCACCACCCGUCCCAUCUACCUACAUCUUUUCAAUGACUGUCUGCUCCUGUCUCGGCCAAAGGAGGGUGGACGUUUUGUUGUGUUUGAUCAUGCCGCUUUCUCAGAUGUGCGUGGGGAGAAGUGCGAGAUGAAACUACAUGGAACAAACAAAAAUGUUUUCCGUCUCUUUCUGCUUCAGAAUUACCAGGGAAAGAGAGUGGAGUUUUUGUUUCGUACAGAGACACACAGCGAGAAACUGAGGUGGAUCUCUGCUUUGGCUCCUCCGCGAGGAGAACUGGACCUCCUGGAAUGCCCUGAUGCACCACAGGUUCAAUGCAUAAAGACUUACAAGGCUCGGGAAAAUGAUGAGCUGGCUUUGGAGAAAGCCGAUAUCGUCAUGGUUAUGCAGUACAGCAAUGACGGAUGGAUGGAAGGAGUAAAACUUUCAGACCGGGAGAGAGGCUGGUUCCCCUCAGAACAUGUGGAACUCAUCUCCAGCAAACACGCACGGCAGAAGAACCUGAAGGAGGAACAACGUGUGAAGAACGCCAAGCAGCAGGUCUUCUGCAAGAAAUAA
Molecule: messenger RNA, 5322 nt
Organism: Gavia stellata (red-throated loon)
Lineage: Eukaryota; Metazoa; Chordata; Aves; Gaviiformes; Gaviidae
Gene: ARHGEF5
Product: Rho guanine nucleotide exchange factor 5
Exons: 15
Coding region: 1-5322 (1773 amino acids)
Biological process (GO): activation of GTPase activity; intracellular signal transduction
Cellular component (GO): nucleus; cytoplasm
Molecular function (GO): guanyl-nucleotide exchange factor activity; protein binding
Source: RefSeq, a predicted model, not a curated record